AAGAACGCAUGACGUCACACUGGGGUUGUCAUGGGAGGUUUUAGUUUACGGAAGUUUUCUAGUUUUUAGCUUCACGUUAAGACUUAAAAUGCCUCUGCCCGACCAAAGUUGUUCUUGUUAAGACGCUUUAUUAAAAAAAAAGUAUACCUGAAGAGUUGUUCCGUUCCGGGUCAGUUCUCCGUGCUUACUUUUUUAAAUUUAAAAACUCAACCUAGUACAUUUUUGUUGUUAUGCUAGCUAAGCGGCAUAAGAAGAGAUCACAACAUGGCACAAGUUCCUCCUUCUGGAUCUAUAGUGGUUGCUGACUGGCAUCGAUGUCAAGACAGCAAAGAAUAUUUCAGCAAAAUUCUACACAAGAAGAGACGCAAACACUUUGGCCUGUUGGAGUCUCCAGUGAUGCCCCCACAUGUAGCUGUGGACACAGUUCACUAUAAAAUUUUAAUCUCCGGCAAGACUGGGGUCGGGAAAACUGCUCUGGCUGCACGCCUCGCAGGUCGGAAUAUUCCCGGUUUGCACUAUGAGACCACAGGUAUUGAGACGACAGUGGUGUAUUGGCCUGUGAAGCUGAGAGAAAGUGGCAGAGUGUUUUUCUUCCGUCUUCAGCUGUGGGACUGUGGAGAAAACGCCUUGCGUAGAUUUGACCAUUUUCUGCCAUCUUGUAAGGAGGAGUUGGAUGCUGUUUUUCUCCUGUUCUCCUUCACUGACAGAACUUCAUUCGAUGAUCUGUCAAAUCAAAUCACUAAAUGGACGGGAACAUCGAGGGGAAACGUUGUAAAACUGGUGGUUGGCACCAAAUAUGACCUGUACAUGCACUGUGAUGUGACAGAGAAAGAUGUGAGGGACUUCCAGGAGACGAGUGGAUUACCAGUGCUGCGUACGGGUGGGGAGGCCAGUGACGGGCUGGGUGACGUAGCCCCCAUCCUCAACUGCCUGGCAGAGAAUUUGUGGCAUCAGGACUGUGUUACUGCCAAAACAGCCAGCCAUCAUUUACAGCAGGAGACUGGGACCCCACCUUAAUACAGAAUGUGAGGCAGUUUAGACUUUGGACUCCACGUAAGCUUACUCCUGGUUGCCUCCUCACCUACCAGUGUUGGGCUGCUUGACUGUGUCUUUUGAUUUUAGACAGCUCUGCUCCUCCCCCCUCCUUGUCACUUCUUCUUUGUCAUGUGCUUUUUUUCUACUCAUGGACUUUCAACUAAAAACAAAGACAUUAAAUGAAUACAUUUUACACUAAAAGGUUGGUUUGAAUAUUUACAGAGUGAGAGGAUCAGAGGCUGAUGUGUCAUGUUGUCUUUCAGCAUCUUUAUUCAGUUCAAAACUUUGUCACAAAAAGCUGAUCUUAAAAAAAUGUCAGAACAAGUCAAAAGCAUAUCUCUUUCAAAAAGCAAUUUCAGUCCAAAUGGAUAAAACUUGAUCACUAAAAAUGUAAAUAUCCCCUUAGUUGAAGUGUUUCUUA
Molecule: messenger RNA, 1456 nt
Organism: Notolabrus celidotus (New Zealand spotty)
Lineage: Eukaryota; Metazoa; Chordata; Actinopteri; Labriformes; Labridae
Gene: cplane2
Product: ciliogenesis and planar polarity effector 2
Exons: 5
Coding region: 265-1017 (250 amino acids)
Molecular function (GO): GTPase activity; GTP binding
Source: RefSeq, a predicted model, not a curated record